Molecule: messenger RNA, 4350 nt
Organism: Perkinsus marinus ATCC 50983
Lineage: Eukaryota; Perkinsozoa; Perkinsida; Perkinsidae
Product: ubiquitin-protein ligase, putative
Exons: 28
Coding region: 1-4350 (1449 amino acids)
Biological process (GO): protein polyubiquitination; positive regulation of protein catabolic process; proteasome-mediated ubiquitin-dependent protein catabolic process
Molecular function (GO): ubiquitin-protein transferase activity
Source: RefSeq, a predicted model, not a curated record
AUGAUAGUGGAACCUGUUGUCAACGAGGAUGAUGCUGAGGGUCAGCAGGCUGGAGGAGAGGAGAACGCCGCCGCCGCCGCGGGCGAUGAUGGAGGUGAGGACGGCCAGAAUGGGGACAAUGCAGAGGAGUGGGCCGAUGAUGAUGUGUACAACCGUCUGGAGGAAGCUGUGAAUGAAGACCUUUUGGAUGAUCUUGAUGACGAUGAUGACGACGACGAGGAGGAUGAUGAUGAUGAGCCGUUGGUCCCUCCCGAGUCUGAGAUCCAUCCGGCGGAGUCCCAGCCUGAUGAGUUAGAGGAGGAAAGGGAUAUGCAGUUAGAGAGGGAACAGAUGGAGAACAUAGAUCCUGAUGAUAUUGACGAGGAAGAGGAGGAUGAUGAUGAUGACAGUGAUGACGAGGGAAGUGGUGAUGAUGAUGAGGACAUCAUGGGAGUUGAGGAAGAGGAAGGGAGCGAUGAUGAUGAGGAGGAUGUCGAUGGAGAUGUGAUGGACGUAUUGAGAGAUGUGGUUAUGAGUGCUGCAGCCCCACAAGGUAGUACUACUACUACUGGAGCAGGAGGAGCAGCAGCCGCAGGAGGUUCAUCUUCUGUGAAUACACCAGCGCCCAACAGAGGAGCUCCCAAUGCGGCCAACAGUACAGCGACAUCUAAUGCUACUGGUGAUGGUGAUCAUCAAGCUCCGAUAGCCUCUGAUACCCCUCAUAGAGGUGGAGAAGGCCAGCCUAGUGGUGGCAGUAGUAGUGGCAGUAGUAGUGAUGAGAGUGGUAGUAGCAGUAGCUCUGGAGAUGGUCAUAUCGUUAUUGAGUUCGACGAUGGACAUAACGAUGAUAUGAUGGACGAGGAAGAAGAGGAUGAUGAUGAGGAGGAUGAUGAUGAGGACGAGAGCUCGGAUGAUGAGGGAGAGGAGGAAGAGGGCAGUGACGACGAGGAUGCCAUACCGUUAUUGGGCUUUGAUGGCGAUGCCCCCCAUGGGAGGAUGUAUAGGAGGAAUUACCCUAGAGGUAGUGGUGGUGGGAGCCAUCUCCUGCUGCCAAUGCUAGAGGAUGGUCCAGGAAGGGCCUUGGGUAUCCGUGACCUUCUGCCGAGGAGACGAGGGAGUGGUGGUACUAUUGGAGGCCCUAUGGGAGCUGAUCGAGUCAACACAAAUCCCAACGCCAUACCUCCGAGCGCGAUGCUAAGCACGCAGGCAGCUGCCGUCGACACCAGUCAGUAUCCCCAGGCGUGUAUUGAUGCCGCUAAUAGGAUGAGAGUGCCUGUGGGGGAGGUACUUGUCGAGCUACCUCCCGACCUACAACGGGAAGCUAUAAUAGAUGCAGUGGGGACGAUGGAUGAAGGUGUCCUCACUCAGCUGAGGAAUGAAUAUCGGCAACAGAACCCACAGCAGGAUGGUGACAAUAGAGAGGGAGAAGAAGAUGGGACAGCUGCUGCUGAUGCUGUUGCGGCGGCUAAUGAGGCUGCAGACUUCCUCAACGCCCUCCCACCUGACCUAAGAAGGGAGGCCCUCAUCAGUAUGCAGCUCGAUGACCCGACCCUUCUGGAUGCUCUACCCUCGGAUCUCAGAAUGGAAGCAAGGGCAGCUAGUGCCGAGGUGGAGCAGCGUAGACGACACCAGCAUGAGCUCCUUCGAAGGCCUCGUCGUCGUUGGAAUGGUUCAGCAGCAGCAAUGGAUAGUAGUGCCCAACAGGGAGCGCAAGAGCAGACGAGAAGGCUACGUGCUAUGGGGGAUAGCAUCAGAGGAGCAGUCGAUAACGUCAUGCACACUACCUCCUCAUCUACCCCUGAGGGCAAUAGUGGUGCCCCUCGGCAAGUCGGUACUUAUCUUAGCCCCUUCUCUGAGGAAGGUGGAGGGUCUGCAUCCUUCUAUGAGGACCUCCUGGCCGCCGACGAUGGUCCGCUCAUUAGUGGUCGUCGCUUCGGCAGUGGCAUAACCCAGCGACUCAAUACGGCAGGAGGGGCUUCAGAAUCCGUAGCAGAGAAUAGUGACAUGUUCCUUUUCGAUGCUAGCCGUGGGAACCGUCGAGGCGGCACCUCCUUUGCCAUCAGUGGCCCAGGCAUGGACGCCGACUCUGCUUGGGGUCCAGCUGCAGCAUUCAUAGGCAGACCACAGGGACGUAGGAGACAAGAUCUCGGUGGUGGCGAUUGGGCUUCGGCAUCUAGUGUCCGUACUCUAGCACAAGCCUCCCCUGGUGGGGUUGCUGCUACAGCCCGUCGUAAUGGUCCAAUGCUAACGUCCGCAGCAAUGGAAUCUCUCAAUCUGGGCUUACAGGCACCUUUACGUAUCAUCACGACGAGAGGGUCAUCACCAGCGUCGGGUACAGGAGGAGGUCAGGCUAUCGAUAGGAGCUGGCUGCAGAACCCAUUACAGACUGAGGAAAUAGCUCACAUGUAUAGCAGUGGUAGCUGUCCUCGCUUGCUCCUAUGGGGAGAUCUUGCAGUGGCUCGGCCAUCUCCAUCCAGCGCAGGUCCUGAUGCCCUUGCAGAGGGCGCCAAGCAUCUCCUACGACUGUUGUUUAUGAGGUAUCAGCCUCUACGUCCAUUGGUGGACAAGACCAUUUUCAACAUCUGCCUCGAUCCUAGACUAGAAGAUGCAGUCCUUCAAGUCUUGGUCCAAGCUCUGCUCAGCCUUGCAUGUUCCAACAAUCGUCGCCACAGCCAUAGCGUACACGGCUGGUCCUUCCUCGUUGAUGAUUCUGCGACUAGCUCUAAUGGGAAGAUCACUACUACCACUAUCAAUGAUGAUAAUAAUAAUGAUGAACCCUUCCCGCCUUGGUACCUCUACGAGUCGCCGAUGCUUCCGUCCGGGCCCGGUAGAUCGCCCACAGCAACUGGAGUGGCGACCGACAAUACGGCUCCAUCAAGUGUAACAGCGUCCCCGACAGUGAGGGCUCUGGCUAGAUCAGUGGGGUGUGGUAGAGUACUCAAUGCAAUCAGCUUCCUCAUAUCCACAAUACCAAGGACGCGUCAAUGGUUCGCCUCCCCCAGCAUGAUUCACAAUGCCCUUCUACAGAGGUCAUCCUCGUCAUCAACGUUAGCACGCACUGUUAGCAACAGCAGCCCCUCACCCAAGAGGUCUACUUCUGGAGUCAAACGUCGUCGAAGUUCGAUGACCCCUGCUGAGGCCCCGGAGGUACGGAGGUCGAAGCGCUUGAGUCGGACUCAGUCGGUGGCUGUCGAAGAUGGAGGAGAGGCCAGCAGUAGUGGCUCUGUGAGGAAACUACAGAGGACCAAGUCGAGUGGUGGGAAGGAAGGAGGGAAGGCGACUAUGAGUGAAGAGAAGGUCGAGGGGGCUCCUGCUGCCGCUGCUCAUCAUCAUCAACAGAAGCGGGCAUCUCAACCGAUACUGGUGGCACCAGUGAAUGUCGUGAUGCAACUGUUGGGAUCGCCAUUGUUGAGAUCCUCUCCUGCCCAUACCCUUUUCCUGGUCACCGUCCUCGUCUCUAUGCUCACACCACCUUCGCAGUCUGCUGCAAAGAGUGGUGCCCAUCACAACAAUGGGCCACCUCCUCCUCGCACCUCCUCAACGCCAGCUCCAGCUGCUGCUGCUGCUGAGGAGCCAGCUGCAUCAUCUACAGCUGAGGGUUCGACUAAGCCCGGGGCUAAGAAGAGCUUUUACAAGCACAUGCUGGGCAGGCCCGUGACGUGGCAUGAUAUGGAAGCCAUGGACCCUGAUUACUAUCGUAAUCUCAAGUGGAUCUUAGAGUGCCAAGAUGAGGAGAUGCUGAAGGCAUUGGAUCUCACCUUUACUAUCGAGGAGAGCGACUUCGGCAAGACUAAUGUUGUUGAAUUGAUACCCAAUGGCAGCAACAUCCCUGUAACUUUGCAGAACAGACAGGAGUAUGUUCAGAAGGUCUGCGAGCAUAAGAUGACGUCUGGUAUUCAAGAUCAGCUGCAAGCCUUCUUGGAAGGCUUCCACGAACUGGUCCCAGCUGACCUUGUCGGAACGUUAUUCGAUGACAAGGAGUUGGAGCUCCUUAUAGCAGGUCUUCCUACCAUCGAUGUCGAGGACCUCAAAAAGAAUACGGAGUAUGUCAAUUACAGCAGUCAGGAUCCGCAGAUCAAAUGGUUCUGGAAAUGUUUGGAAGAGAACUUUACAGAAGAUGAGAUGGCAUGGUUCCUUCAAUUCGUGACGGGUUCCACCCAGGUACCUCUCGAGGGCUUCAAAGCUCUCACUGGAAUGAGAGGUCCUCAGAAGUUUAGUAUCCAUAAAGCCCCAGGGGAUAAGACGAGAUUGCCUAGUGCACAUACGUGCUUCAACCAACUCGACUUGCCCGACUAUGACACUGAGGAGGUCCUCAAAGCGAAGUUGAAGCAGGCAGUCUGCGAGGCUCAUGAAGGCUUCGGAUUCGUAUGA